Messenger RNA from Chanos chanos (milkfish), 815 nucleotides. RefSeq names its product fatty acid binding protein 2, intestinal (gene fabp2). The record is from RefSeq and is a predicted model, not a curated record. The coding region runs from base 139 to 537 and encodes 132 amino acids. Lineage: Eukaryota; Metazoa; Chordata; Actinopteri; Gonorynchiformes; Chanidae. The transcript is spliced from 4 exons. Gene Ontology annotation, molecular function: lipid binding.
AGGGGGAGGCUGUUUCUCCACACUACCCAUUAUAAAAAGGGAGACUUACAGCGAUUUAACGACACUCUCACCUCUCACGCACCCAAAUACACACGCGUACGCACACCUCGCCUGUGCCUCCACAAGCCACUGGUCAGAAUGACUUUCAACGGAACAUGGAAAGUGGACCGCAGUGAGAACUAUGACAAGUUUAUGGAGCAGAUGGGUGUUAAUGUGGUGAAAAGGAAGCUUGCUGCCCAUGAUAACCUGAAGAUCACACUGGAGCAGACCGGCGAUAAGUUCCAUGUGAAGGAGAGCAGCACCUUUCGCACUCUGGAGAUCGACUUCACCCUGGGAGUGGCUUUUGAAUACACUCUCGCCGACGGUACCGAGAUGCAGGGCUCCUGGGUCAUGGAGGGUGACAUGCUGAAGGGAACCUUCACCCGGAAGGACAACGGCAAAGUCCUGACCACCACAAGGACCAUCGUGGGCGGUGAGCUGGUCCAGAGCUACAACUACGAGGGAGUAGACGCUAAGAGGAUUUUUAAGAAGGAGUAAAGGAAAAAACCAAACCCAAACUCUGCCAGCGACGCAGUACAGGAACCACGAGUUAUAUCAGCCCGACUGAGACGAGCUCAGCCCAUCGAGGGCUCACGCUUGAGAAGAGUUUAGCCUGAAAUGUGAAGAUUGUGUUGGUCUGGACUUAGUCUGGCAGAUAUCAUUGGCAUCAAACAGCUCAGUCGUUUACACAACACGUCUGUAAAACAGAAUCCAUUUGCACUGAGAGUUUUCAUAUUUAAAGAAAUAAAGACAUUUCCGAGAAAUGAAAAAAACUG